AUGCACCGCUCAACAGCAGCCUUUCUCCUCGCCCUGCUGGGCACAGUGUCCGCCUCCCCCGUCGCGAUCCAGCCUCGUCAGGCCGACUUCUCGGGGAACCAGCAGGACGGUCUUAAUGGCGAGUGCAAGUCCAUGAUCGUCAUCUUCGCCCGCGGCACCACGGAGGGCGGCAACGUCGGCACCCUCGCCGGCCCGCCCUUCUUCCAGGCCCUUGCGACCCAGGUCGGCGGCAACCUUGCUGUCCAGGGAGUCGAGUAUCCGGCCGACAUCCCAGGAUUCCUGGCUGGAGGCGACGCCAACGGCUCGCAGAUGAUGGCCACGCUCACUCAGCAGGCCAUCACCAACUGCCCCAACUCGGCAGUCAUCAUGUCCGGGUACUCUCAGGGCGGACAGCUGGUACACAAUGGUGCUGCAAUGAUGUCAGCAGACUCGGUGGCCAAGGUUGCCGGCGUCGUCAUCUUCGGCGACCCACUCAACGGCCAGCCCGUCCAGGGCGUUCCCGCCGCCAAGACCAAGGUCAUCUGCCAUAACGGCGACAACAUCUGCGAGGGCGGCAACCAAAUUCGCCGGGCUCACUUGACGUACCGCGACAACGCCGACGAGGCCGCUCAGUUCGCCGCAUCCUUGAUGCCGGCUGCCGCUUAA
This is a messenger RNA of Colletotrichum spaethianum, 645 nucleotides long. Its product is annotated as cutinase. The transcript is spliced from 2 exons. Gene Ontology annotation, biological process: carbohydrate catabolic process. NCBI's taxonomy places the organism in Eukaryota, Fungi, Ascomycota, Sordariomycetes, Glomerellales, Glomerellaceae. The coding region runs from base 1 to 645 and encodes 214 amino acids. Gene Ontology annotation, cellular component: extracellular region. The record is from RefSeq and is a predicted model, not a curated record. Gene Ontology annotation, molecular function: cutinase activity.